This is a messenger RNA of Fonsecaea nubica, 1482 nucleotides long. RefSeq lists its product as hypothetical. The transcript is spliced from 3 exons. NCBI's taxonomy places the organism in Eukaryota, Fungi, Ascomycota, Eurotiomycetes, Chaetothyriales, Herpotrichiellaceae. The record is from RefSeq and is a predicted model, not a curated record. The coding region runs from base 1 to 1482 and encodes 493 amino acids.
AUGGCCAGCAUCGACUGGGACAAUUUCACAGCAUUUGCGGGAGCAGGACUCUUACGGUCAACCAUAUUGCGGCCCUCUCGGAACGCAGACGGGACUCUGAAUCUAGAGCAAGAUGUUCUAGGAUUCUACCAGUGGCUGGACAUCGUGCGCCGGACUGGGCUCCCAGACGCAGAUGCCUGCGGUGUCCCUGAGAAUCGACAACAAGCUGUUCGCGACCUCUUGGACAGAUUCUUUCCAACUGGGCACGGUACCCCCGCAGGCCGCGCAGAACCAGUCCGUGUCCUUGAUACCCCUAAUCCGGACGGCUCUCGGACAGCGCAGCCGAUGACGGUCCACCUUGGUCCCCAGGACCUCGCCCUCCAGAUCAUUGACGGGCCGUCAGCACUGGCCUACGUCUUCAGCGUCGUGCAGCCCACUACUGCAAACCCCCAGUGGGACACUUAUUUUCUCCCAUUGCUGGUCUUCUUCAGCAGGUUUUUGUACCUGGCAUAUGUAUCGCCUUCGCCAACUGGAGGGACCGGGCCGGUACAUCAGAUUUCAGAUGUGCCCUUUAUGAGUUGUAUCAUGUAUGAUGCUGCAUCUGCGCCGCACCCUUCUUACAUGCUCGGCAGUACCUGGGCCCUCAGCUCGAGCGUCGGUAGUGGAAUGGUGUCUCGUGCGGCCCGUGAGCCAAUGAUUGAUGGGUGGCGGCGGCAACAGUUGCUGGAAACAGCUCUGGCCAACAAUCAUCCGCCCUUGCCUGAUCAUCUUCCCGUGGAGCCCAUCGCAUUGCCUGCACUGGCAGAGGAAUUGUACAAAGACUUUGUCGGACGAGGACUUCGACAUCGCACCGCGCUGAUCCCGGCCGACACAUCGAACCUGAUGUUUACGACGAUCUCGGGUGCCUUUGUCGCUGCCUACGCAGCCCAAGGAAGUGGGGUGUGCGUGCCCCUUCGUGCUGGACAUGUUUUGAGCGCGACGCCUACCCGGUCAACUCUGUUGACACUAGCUUCGAAUUUGGUUCAACAGAGGUGGUCACCAGCUUUCAACCCAGCAUCGCCGGCAUUCUUGCAGAGCCUGCAGGACUUCUUACACCAUUUCCUGGUACCUCACAUGUUUCCACCUGGGAUUCCUCCAACUCGGCCAAGUUUGAUCCUCCCGGAGAUCACCAUAGUGCCUGCGUCAGUACAACCUUUGAUUCAGACUCAAAUGGCCACCAUUUGGACAGCUUUCGGCACUGCUGCGGUCACAAGGCUGACUGCCUUCUUCAACGAUCGAGGAUUCUAUGGCCCAUCAGAGUUGCGUUGGACCCCCUUUGGAAGGUGCGCCGAGACAUAUCCUUUCGGGGUGGUGCUGCCCAACUAUUUUCCAGAUAUCGAGAUGGCACGGAUUCGUGGCUUCGCCAUCGAGAACAGGGAGGUUGGUGCGUCACUGCAGCUUGAAGCGCAUUUCAAUUCCGCUCAGCUUGACAUUGCGCCCGGCACCACAAAUCGCAGCCCGUAA